CUUUACGGCAUCCAUUGACAUAUUACGUAAACAAGAUGGCGGCUCCCACAGGCGUUAGCAAAGGUGCUGCGCUCACCAAAGCAGAUUACUUAAAACGAUAUUUAUCAAACGAUGAAAGCGGCAAGAAGUCCAAAGAGAAGAAGAUUAAGAAGAAACGACCAAAACCCACAGGGAGAGGGAUGAAAAUUGUGGACGAUGACAUUGACUGGAGACAUCUGGCUGUUAACAACGAAGAGAAUAACAAAGAGGAUGACGACGAGGAAGCGCCUGUGAUUGCAGAAGUGAUAGACGAACGCCCAGAUGAGAUUAAGCAACUUGAAGUAUUUCGAACAGGCAACAAGUGGAAAGUGAUGGGUGCAACAGAGGAAGAUCCCCAAGAAACUGAGGACUCAAAACUAGAUAGAAGCCCAGAUGCUGACAGAGGUAGAAUACGACACGACUCAGAAACUUCUCCUGUACAGAGGACACGCCAUGAUUCGCCUGAGCAUUCACCCAAGAGGCUUCGCCAUGACUCACCGGAUCUCUCACCUCAGAGAAGCGGUCGCCACGACUCACCAGAUCCCUCACCUAAAAGAAGACGUCAAAACGAUUCACCGGAUCUUUCACCAAAAAGACAAGGUCGCCACGACUCACCAGAUCUCUCACCUAAGAGAGACCGAACAAAGAACAAAAACAGACGACCCGACUCCUCAUCGCCUUCCCCUCCAAGAAAGAGCAACAAGGGCUCCCCUUCCAGAAUUCAGAGGCAGCACAAUAAAGACUCCCCACGUAGAGAAAGGACAAAAGCUGUCACUGCAGGUGACCUUUCACCUCCCAGGAGACGAGCCCAAACAGGCAAAGGCUCAGACUCGGACCAGUCCCCUCCACGCAGGCGUCCCCAUCGGAGACAGGAUGCAGGCUCUGAUCUGUCUCCACCUAGAAAGAGAGGCCAGAUUGGUAGAAAUUCAGAUUCGGAUCUCUCCCCUCCCAGGAAGAAGCCACAGGGAGGCCGUGGAUCUGAUUCAGACCUGUCCCCACCACGAAGGACACGCUCACCUGAUAGACAGACAGGCCCUCGAAUGUUAUCUGGUGGCGCUGCUGGGCUAGUCUCUGUAGAUAUCCUCAGGAAAGAGCAGGAAGACAUUCGCAGAAGGGAAAAACGCAACCAGCCUCUAGAAGAGGAAUCCAGAAAUGCACAGACCACCUUCAGAGAUAAGGCAGGUAAGGUACGUGACCUGGAGUCGGAGAGAGCCGAGAAAAGAAGAAAAGCUGGAGAGAAGGCGGAGAAGGAUGAGAAAUAUGCACAGUGGGGAAAAGGGCUUGCACAGGGUGAAAUGCAGCAGCAGAAUUUGGCAGAAGCCAUUCGGGAGGCUGAGAAGCCGCUAGCACGACACAUUGAUGAUGAAGACCUGGAUCGCAUGCUGAGGGAGCAGGAAAGGGAUGGAGACCCUAUGGCUGCCAUGCUUCGCAAAAAGAAAGAGAAAACUGCCAAAUUAAAGGGAAUAAAAGCAAAACCUGUUUACAAGGGACCCCUCCCACCUCCAAAUCGCUUUAACAUUAUGCCCGGGUAUCGCUGGGAUGGAGUGGAUAGGUCCAACGGUUUCGAACAAAAACGCUUCUCCAGGAUCGCUGAUAAGAAAGCUGUACAAGAAAUGGCAUACAAGUGGAGUGUGGAGGACAUGUAAAUGUACGUGGAGAUCCAGAACUAUGUAGAUAUUGUUGAUGUAAAAACUGUCCAUCAGUAUUGUUUCAACUACACUUGAACACAGCGAAUAGUGGAGCUUCUUUUACGUGAAAUUGUAAAUCAGGAUCAUACAGAAAGAUGUUGUGUUUGCGGUUCAAUGAUAAGAAACAUGCUUUGCUUAUUGAACUUAUUAAAUGUUACUUUUUUAUACAAA
Messenger RNA from Misgurnus anguillicaudatus (oriental weatherfish), 1877 nucleotides. RefSeq names its product BUD13 homolog (gene bud13). The record is from RefSeq and is a predicted model, not a curated record. Gene Ontology annotation, molecular function: RNA binding. Gene Ontology annotation, cellular component: RES complex; U2-type spliceosomal complex. Gene Ontology annotation, biological process: mRNA splicing, via spliceosome. Lineage: Eukaryota; Metazoa; Chordata; Actinopteri; Cypriniformes; Cobitidae.